UGGUGUCCGACACCGACCCAUAUCUACACCUCUUAUCAUCGAGUUUUGAAUUUGGAUUUUGAAAUUCAGUUUUGUGAAGCUGGAAUCGGGUACGGAGAUUCUUCCUGUGGACCUUCAAUUCCAUCAUCAUCCAAGUUGUUGAUCAAAGGCGGUACUGUGGUUAAUGCUCACCAUCAACAAAUCGCCGAUGUUUAUAUUGAAGACGGUGUCAUCGUUGUUGUUAAUCCAACUAUCACUGUUGGAGAUGAGGUGCGUGUCAUAGAUGCUACUGGCAAGUUUGUUAUGCCAGGAGGCAUUGAUCCUCAUAUUCAUCUAGAGUUUGAGUUUAUGAACACUGUAACGAAGGAUGACUUCUUCAGUGGCCAGGCCGCAGCAUUGGCUGGUGGGACGACAAUGCACAUUGACUUUGCCAUACCAAUUGAUGGGAGUUUAACGGCCGGUUUCGAAGCCUAUGAAAAGAAGGCGAAGAAGUCUUGCAUGGAUUAUGGUUUCCAUAUGGCUAUUACCAAAUGGGAUGAAACAGUUGCAAGAGAAAUGGAGCUCAUGGUCAAGGAGAAAGGUAUCAAUUAUUUUAAGUUUUUCAUGGCUUACAAAGGAGCUUUUAUGAUCGGUGAUGAGCUUCUUCUACAAGGACUUAAAAAGUGCAAGUCUCUCGGUGCCUUAGCCAUGGUCCAUGCAGAAAACGGAGAUGCUGUGGAUGAAGGGCAAAAGAAGAUGAUAGAGCUUGGAAUAACUGGACCCGAGGGACAUGCUCUUUCAAGGCCUCCAGUGGAAGGUAUGUACGCUCUUGUCAUGAAUAGAUCAAAAAAUGAGUCUUGUGGUCAUUACAGGGAGAGUCAGCAGUUGAGGUUACAAAUGACGGUGUUGACGCUGUAGGGCAUACAAUAG
Lathyrus oleraceus (garden pea) is the source of this 888-nucleotide messenger RNA. RefSeq names its product dihydropyrimidinase-like. The annotation marks the transcript as partial. Gene Ontology annotation, biological process: pyrimidine nucleobase catabolic process. The transcript is spliced from 6 exons. The record is from RefSeq and is a predicted model, not a curated record. Lineage: Eukaryota; Viridiplantae; Streptophyta; Magnoliopsida; Fabales; Fabaceae. Gene Ontology annotation, molecular function: dihydropyrimidinase activity. Gene Ontology annotation, cellular component: cytosol.